Lachancea lanzarotensis is the source of this 1215-nucleotide messenger RNA. RefSeq names its product LALA0S05e05556g1_1. The record is from RefSeq and is a predicted model, not a curated record. The transcript has a single exon. Lineage: Eukaryota; Fungi; Ascomycota; Saccharomycetes; Saccharomycetales; Saccharomycetaceae. The coding region runs from base 1 to 1215 and encodes 404 amino acids.
AUGACAAGCUCCGAUUACGAAACUUUCCGUAAGGUUUCUUUCAAAAUCGAAGAUGCCGAAGGCGAUGGAGUGCAAUUCCUGAUCGGGAGGGCGAGCUUGAAAGAUCCGGAACGAUUCGAUCGGGAAAACAAUUUUUUGUUUCAUGAAAAGAGUCUCAGCAAGAAGCACGCUAUGUUGUGCAUUAAACGGCUUUUCCCAGCUGAUCAAGACCCAUACGUUCCUUUACUAGACCAAUUCCGCAUUUCUGUGCAAGACUUGGGCUCUACUCACGGUUUGGUGGACUUGCAGUCACAGGACGCUGACGCUAAAGUCAUCGACUUGAAAAAUGGUGAAAGAUUUGGUCUUAUCAAACUUUACCAACCGGUAGCAGCCGGACAAUCGCGUGGUGCCAAAUUGAAGUUUCAGAUAAGCCUUAAAAGUAAUGAAUUUCGUCCAGAUGCUGAGAGCUUGGAUUUGGUGUUGAAUAACGUGACGUACGAGGACAGCCCAUUUACCAGUAGACCUUCUACGACGAGACGUACCGAAGACGAAGAUUUGUCAAGUUCUUGUUCGUCUUCUGAUUUGAAUUUUAGUGAAGACCUUGAUUUGCAUUUAGACACAUACGAACGGGGAAGUUUCACGCCCAAAGACGACACCUUCGAAAAACAAGAAAGUUCUUUGAAAACUAGCACUGGUGAAGAUGGAACUACUUUCGAACGUCCAUUAGAUGUACAGGUUCUGUUAGAAGACGAUGAUGACGGUGUGAGUAGUUGUGGCUCUGUCCAAGAUGAGAUCGAUGAAGAUAUUGUUGAGUUAGUUGAAGAGAACGAGGGUCCCACAAGCUCUUCGGACCUUGUUAUCACCAUCACCGAUCAAUCGCCCGCAAAACGUGUACCUACGGCAGAAGUAAGUAUCUCUCGUGACGUGACACCUCAGUGCUACGAUUGUGCUACGGCCGUUGAAGUGCAGGAAGAAGACGAGUGUGAACUUUCAUCUAUCAAUGAUGAUGUUUUCGAUAAGCAAAUUCGUAAGAGAGGUUAUGAGGAACAAGAAGAUGAAGAUGAAAUCGUUAGUAUCAAUGAAGUCAAGCGUUCAAAGACGACACCGAUUCCAGAUACGGCCCCAGGCGUCAUCAAGGCUGAUACAAGACAGGUUUUUAUUGGUGGUAUGAUUGGCUUUCUGGCAGGAUCAGUUGGUACAUUGGGUUUGUUAGUCGGGAUCGCUAACAUGGGUUAA